Messenger RNA from Solanum verrucosum, 2169 nucleotides. RefSeq names its product probable sulfate transporter 3.4. Gene Ontology annotation, cellular component: membrane. Gene Ontology annotation, biological process: transmembrane transport. Lineage: Eukaryota; Viridiplantae; Streptophyta; Magnoliopsida; Solanales; Solanaceae. The coding region runs from base 1 to 1995 and encodes 664 amino acids. Gene Ontology annotation, molecular function: secondary active sulfate transmembrane transporter activity. The transcript has 12 exons. The record is from RefSeq and is a predicted model, not a curated record.
AUGACUUUGAAUUCGAUUAAAGUGGAAGAUUCAUCUGGAAAUACAAAUGACGGAACAGAGGCUUCGUCUUCGUCUUCGCAAUCGAACGGUGUACAUAAGGUAUGUUUGCCGCCUCACCGGACGACAUUUCAAAAACUCCGGCAUAGAUUGUCGGAGAUAUUUUUCCCAGAUGAUCCACUUCACAGGUUCAAGAACCAAACGACGUUGAGGAAAUUUGUUUUGGGUUUACAGUUUUUCUUCCCUGUUUUCGAAUGGGGACCUAAGUAUAAUCUUAUGCUUUUAAGAUCUGAUAUUAUUGCCGGCAUUACAAUUGCUAGCCUUGCUAUACCUCAAGGAAUCAGUUAUGCUAAACUUGCUAAUUUGCCACCUAUUAUUGGGUUAUAUUCAAGCUUUGUUCCCCCAUUAAUAUAUUCAAUUUUGGGAAGUUCAAGACAUUUAGCCGUUGGACCAGUAUCCAUAGCCUCACUUGUGAUGGGAACCAUGCUCAGCCAAGCAGUUACAUACAGCAAAGAGCCAGCUUUGUAUCUUCAACUUGCUUUCACAGCAACUCUUAUUGCAGGAUGCUUGCAAGCUGCAAUGGGUUUUUUCAGGUUAGGAUUCAUCAUUGAUUUUCUGUCGAAGGCUACUCUACUAGGGUUCAUGGCUGGUGCAGCAGUGAUUGUCUCUUUGCAACAACUGAAAGGAUUGCUAGGGAUAGUCCACUUUACAAACAAGAUGGAAAUAAUACCUGUUUUGACCUCGGUUUUCGAAAACAGAAAUGAGUGGACUUGGCAAACAGUUGUUAUGGGUGGUUGUUUCCUCAUGUUUCUGCUGACUGCAAGGCAAAUAAGUGCAAGAAAUCCAAAACUUUUCUGGGUUUCCGCAGCAGCUCCAUUAGUAUCAGUUAUUCUCUCAACUGUCAUAGUUUACCUAAUAAAAAAUGAGACACACGCGAUUCCAACUAUUGGACACUUGCCUAAGGGGAUAAAUCCACCAUCAGUGAAUAAGUUACAUUUUGGUGGCCCUUUUAUGGCUCUUGCUCUCAGAGUUGGCAUUAUAACUGGAAUCUUAGCGCUCACAGAAGGGAUUGCAGUAGGAAGGACAUUUGCUGCUAUGGAGAACUACCAAGUUGAUGGUAACAAGGAAAUGAUUGCUAUUGGACUCAUGAACAUAGUUGGCUCCUGUGCUUCCUGCUUUGUCACCACAGGGUCAUUUUCUCGAUCUGCUGUAAGUUACAAUGCUGGAGGAAAAUCUGUUGUUUCAAAUAUAGUAAUGGCAGCAACUGUGCUUAUCACCCUGCUGUUUCUCAUGCCGUUGUUCCAUUACACCCCUAACGUCAUCUUGGCAGCAAUAAUUAUAACAGCAGUGAUCGGGCUAAUUGAUUAUCAAGGUGCAUUCCGUUUAUGGAAAGUUGACAAACUAGACUGCAUCGCGUGCUUGUCUUCCUUUUUUGGUGUUCUUUUCAUCUCAGUGGCUAUUGGCCUACUCAUAGCAGUCGGUAUUUCAGUUUUCAAGAUCCUAUUACAUGUUACAAGGCCAAAUACUAAUGUCCUGGGCUACAUUUCGAGUACUCGUUCAUUUCAAAGCCUAAGCAGAUACACCACUGCUGUUAGGAUUCCUUCUUUCCUUAUCAUAGCUGUUGAGGCUCCUUUCUACUUUGCAAAUUCUACCUACCUACAUGAAAGGACAUUGAGAUGGAUUCGAGAAGAGGAAGACAGGAUCAAAGCCAACCAAGAACCACCAAUCAAAUGUGUAAUUCUUGACAUGACAGCUGUGACAGCUAUAGAUACUAGUGGCAUUGAUACAAUAUGUGAACUUAGAAGAAUACUUGAGAAAAGAUCACUUAAGCUUGUGCUGGCAAAUCCAGUUGGAAACGUUAUGGAAAAGCUGUUUAACUCGAAUGCUCUUGAGGCUUUUGGGUUAGACGGAUUAUAUCUAACAGUUUCUGAAGCUGUGGACGAUAUUUCGUCUUCUUGGAAACCUGAAAAGGGGCCAGCUCAACCACUAACUAUAUGAGAUUUGUACUAUGGAUGGAGAGAAGAAGAAGGAUUAAUAAACUGAAGUUUUGGGAGGAAUUGAUUUGUGUUCUAAGCUCUUCUAAGAAGAGAAUUUUGAUGUAUAUUAUCUUUAUCUAGGAUGAGAGAAAGCAUAUCCAUGAAUGCAACCCUUGUUUGUAUAUAAUAAUUUAGG